This is a messenger RNA of Panicum hallii, 1458 nucleotides long. Its product is annotated as WAT1-related protein At5g64700-like. Gene Ontology annotation, cellular component: plasma membrane. The coding region runs from base 45 to 1184 and encodes 379 amino acids. The transcript has 7 exons. Lineage: Eukaryota; Viridiplantae; Streptophyta; Magnoliopsida; Poales; Poaceae. The record is from RefSeq and is a predicted model, not a curated record. Gene Ontology annotation, molecular function: transmembrane transporter activity.
GGUCAAGAGGUGUAGCUAGCAGACUUGUAGCUACUUAUCCAGCAAUGUUUGCCAAGAUGGGUGGCAGCGCCAAGGCCUACGCUGCCGUCCUUCUCAUCAGGCUCAUGUACUCCGGCAUGCAUGUCAUGAGCAAGGUGGCCUUGGAUCAGGGCAUGAACCCCUUGGUGUUCGUGUUCUACCGGCACACCACUGCAGCGCUCGUGCUGAUCCCUAUCACCUUCGUUCUCGAGAGGCGAAAAGCUAAGCCGGUGACGUUCACGAUUGGGUGGAAGAUGUUCGUACACGCCCUAUAUGGGGUGACAGCAUGUGGUGUCUUAUUUAACCUUGGUCUCAACUAUGCUUCUGCUACGUCGUCGUCAGCAUUGUACAAUGUUCAGCCCGUGAUCACAUUCAUCCUAGCCGUUAUAUUCGGGAUGGAGACUCUGAAACUGACGAGGUUCCAUGGCAAAGUAAAAUUCGCUGGCAUCCUCUUCUGCAUCGCCGGCGUCACCGUGCUGGCCUUCUACGAGGGGCCAAUGUUCAGAUCCUUCAACCAUCACCAUCUCUUCCAGAACGGCGGCAGCAGCAGUCCCGCUGGAGCAGCCGAGACGCACUCCAAGAAGCAAUGGGUGCUGGGAAUUUUUCUCAUGACACUAUCCAACGUUCUAGCAGGCCUGUGGACAGUGCUUCAGGGGCCACUGAUAGAGGACACCUCCAAGCUGAUGAACACCGCGCUCCAGAUCUCGUGCGCGUCGGUCCAAGCCUUCCUCGUGGCCGUUGCAGCCGAGAGGGACUUCUCCAAGUGGAAGCUUGGCUGGAACGUUGGCCUCGCCGCGAUAGUCUACAGCGGCGUGAUCGUGACGGCGCUCUCGUACUACAUGCAAAUGUGGACGAUCGCCAAGAGGGGCCCGGUGUUCCUGGCCAUGUCGACGCCGCUCACCUUCGUGUUCACCAUCGUCAUAUCUUCCUUCAUCAUCGGGGACGCCGUCAGCCUAGGAAGCAUCUUUGCCGGGGUACUGCUGGUGGGAGGCCUGUACAACGUCUUCUGGGGGAAGAGCAUCGAGGAGCGGGACGACCUGACCAAGAUCAGCGCCGCCGCCGCCGGCAAGCCCGGGCUGGAGCUGCCGCCGCCGCAGAAAAACAAGGCGGACCUGCAGGCGCCCCAAGUGCCGGAUGACGACGACGGCGCAGAAGCAAAGGUCUGAUUCAGCUUCCAGCUAGCCCAAGGACGUGACAGAAAAGAUUGUGCGCAAAGCUAUUGCAGCCACUAGGUUUCAGGGCAGCUGCCUGUCAUAGGCAGCUAGCUCUGCCCACCGAAACCGUGGCGUCCACAUUGAUCCAGGUGACUGUCAGUGUUUCUCGUCCACAGCACCAUUGUAAGCAGCAGCAGUUUACCCAAACCCAACCGCAUGAAUAAAAAAGAAGGAAGCCUCGGUCGCUUUCAGCGAGCUUCUGUGCGGCUUCGCCUGUUCGCCAUGC